This is a messenger RNA of Guyanagaster necrorhizus, 2079 nucleotides long. RefSeq lists its product as uncharacterized. The transcript is spliced from 11 exons. Gene Ontology annotation, cellular component: mitochondrion. Lineage: Eukaryota; Fungi; Basidiomycota; Agaricomycetes; Agaricales; Physalacriaceae. Gene Ontology annotation, biological process: malate metabolic process; pyruvate metabolic process. The coding region runs from base 125 to 1756 and encodes 543 amino acids. The record is from RefSeq and is a predicted model, not a curated record. Gene Ontology annotation, molecular function: NAD binding; malate dehydrogenase (decarboxylating) (NAD+) activity.
UCCUAUUCCGCUCUCCCAUUCCCAGACAUCCCGGAUUCUACCGCUACCCUAUAUAUAUAAAUGCCAGCCUUUUCGUGUUAUUGCUAUCCCAUUCUUCCAUUCUUUCUCCUUCCAUCCUGCCGCCAUGACCAUCGUUCUCACUCCCUACGUGUCCGGGGGCGCUCAGAAGCUCAAGGCAGCCUCCCAGUCUCCCGCAGGACCCAAGCAUGGUCUGACACCCCCCGCCCUCGACGACGCCGUCCACGCGCUUCGCUGUCUUGCCCAGCUGCGCUCCAAGGAUAAGGGCAUCGAAAAGUACAUCUACCUCUCCAUGCUCAAGGAGCAGGAUCCCGCCAUGUUCUACAAGCUCUGUCUCGCCAACAUGUCAGAAUUCACGCCCAUCAUCUAUACCCCAACCGUCGGCGACGCUUGUCUGCAGUACUCGCACAUCUACAGGCGUCCCGAAGGCUUAUAUGUGUCCAUCAAGGACAAGGGCAAUAUCAAAUCUGUCAUUUCCAAUUGGCCUCGAGUCGAUGAGGCCAGAAUCAGCGUCGUCACUGAUGGCUCUCGUAUUCUCGGCCUGGGUGACCUUGGUAUCAAUGGUAUGCCUAUUUCCAUCGGAAAGCUCUCUCUCUACAUUGCUGGCGCCGGAAUUCGUCCCACAUCAACCAUUCCCAUAUGUCUUGAUCUUGGAACAAACAAUCAAGCUUAUCUGGAUGAUCCGCUAUACCUGGGCCUCCGCGAAAGGCGCGUGCCCGACAAUGAGAUGACAGAAUUCAUGGACGAAUUCAUGGACGAGAUGUCCGUCGCCUUCCCGAAAUUGAUGGUUCAAUUCGAGGACUUUUCCACGGACCAUGCAUUCGCGUACCUUGAGCGGUAUCGGAACAAAUAUCCCGUUUUCAACGAUGACAUUCAAGGAACAGGAGCUGUCGUGCUCAGUGGAUUCCUCAACGCCGCCAAGAUCUCAUCUGCGGUGUCCGGGCGCCCGUUGAGCAGCCAUCGGAUUCUGUUCUUCGGCGCGGGGUCGGCCGGUGUCGGUGUUGCUUCGCAGCUCAUGAGUUUCUUCACGAUACAAGGCCUGUCGGUCGACGAGGCACGGGAACGUGUUUGGUUGGUUGACUCACAGGGCCUUGUAUAUGAUGCUCGUGGCAAACUGGCGGAGCACAAGAAAUACUUCUCGCGUAAGGACUAUGAAGGCCCGCCUAUGAAGAACCUCCUUGAUAUUAUUGACUAUGUGAAACCCACCGCUUUACUGGGUCUUUCAACGAUAUCUAAUGCUUUCAACGCGGAAGUUAUCCGAGCAAUGAGCGCGCUCAACGCUCGUCCCAUCAUCUUCCCUCUGUCUAACCCAGUCCGUCUAUCCGAAUGCACGUUCAGUGAUGCUGUGGAGAACUCCAACGGCAACGUACUGUUUGCAUCGGGCUCCCCUUUCGAUCCUAUCGAGUACAACGGCAAGACUUUAUACCCAGGACAAGGCAACAACAUGUACAUCUUCCCUGGUUUGGGUUUGGGGUCAAUCCUCUCGAGGGCAAAGAGUGUGACAGACACGAUGGUUGAGGCCGCAUCUCUCGGAUUAGCAGAGUCAUUGACGCCCGAGGAACAUGAUGCCGGAUUGUUGUACCCCAGGAUUGAGAGGAUUCGUGAAAUUAGUGCAAACAUUGCUAAGGAUGUUAUUCGUGCUGCUCAGAAAGCGGGCGUCGAUCGCUCGCCGGAGCUUCGGGAACCGAAUGACGAUGACGUUUACAAGCGGGUACAAAGCAAGAUGUGGACCCCUUAAAAUUUUUAUUCGUAUUUGCUUUGAUGCUAUGCUCUCCACUGGUUUUCUUUUUUUGGCAUUCAUCUUCCACUUGUAGACCUAGCGUAUGGGGUAAUUAUAUAUAAUUUGGAUUGAAUACAACAGGUGAUAUAGAGCCUUGUGCAAUCCUCCACCCAAGAUGUCUUCAAGCUGCAGACCACACCGAUCGAGCCUCCGACUGUUGCGACUUUGGAAGCACGGGAGAAGGAACAGUCCCGGAUCCAGCCUCACUUCGAGAAUAGGACCAGAUCAGGCUGGGAGUGAAAUUCCUUAUGAUAGAUUCUGUCGUCGUUAGUAGUGUUCCU